Molecule: messenger RNA, 843 nt
Organism: Schizosaccharomyces osmophilus
Lineage: Eukaryota; Fungi; Ascomycota; Schizosaccharomycetes; Schizosaccharomycetales; Schizosaccharomycetaceae
Gene: cbp3
Product: mitochondrial respiratory chain complex III assembly protein Cbp3
Exons: 1
Coding region: 1-843 (280 amino acids)
Biological process (GO): mitochondrial respiratory chain complex III assembly
Cellular component (GO): mitochondrion
Source: RefSeq, a predicted model, not a curated record
AUGUUGAAAAGUUGUAGACAAUUACUGGGCUCCGAUGCCAGAUCGAACUUGUACAGAAAUCAGAACAAUUGGCUUUUGCCGAUAAGAAGUUUACAUAGUACUUCUGUUCUAUCCAAGGAGACCGUACAAAAGGCAAAUCUAAACUCUCAGAAUGACUCUAAGUUCAAACCAUUAACUCCCCCCAAAGACCCAAGAAAUAUUGCUCCCCCUAAUAGUUUUUUAACUAAAGCAAGUCUCUUGUUUCAAAAAAUCAUCUCGCCAAAACAGAAUAUGUUUUUCGAGGCUACCAGUACUGCGAGAUAUAUGUAUUAUGAGGCUUCACGCCAAGCAACACCAGAAAGGGAUUCUCAAGAUGCAUUCCAGUUUUGGUUUCGCAGAUGUGAAGUACCAAUGACAUUUCAGUCUUGGUUUCAAAUUACACAAUUACAUCUGUGGAUUCUUCAAACACGUAUCCGUGGUCUCCAGCCACAGGAAAAGCAGGCCCUUUCACAAGCUCUAGUAACUCGGUUUUUUGAAGAUAUGGAAUUUCGCAUUCAUAAAGAUUAUAGGAUUAAUAGCGAUCGCAUAACCGGAAUGUAUUUGAAGGAUCUGUUUCAACAGCAAACAGGCGCCAUUUUUGGAUACGAUCAAUCGAUGUUAGGUAACGAUGCUGUCUUAGCUACCGCAAUUUGGAGAAACCUGUUUGCUGGAAGCCAAAACGUUGACUUAUCUAUUCUAGCUGAAAUUGUCGCUUUUGUGCGUUUGAAUGUUUUCGAACUAUCAAAUACUUCAAAUGAAGAAUUUAUGACUAGAAGAGAUGCCUUAUUCAUUCCACCCGGUCAGCAGAUUGAGAAGGUUUAUUAA